Falco peregrinus (peregrine falcon) is the source of this 2568-nucleotide messenger RNA. Its product is annotated as interleukin-12 subunit beta-like. NCBI's taxonomy places the organism in Eukaryota, Metazoa, Chordata, Aves, Falconiformes, Falconidae. The record is from RefSeq and is a predicted model, not a curated record. The coding region runs from base 1365 to 2393 and encodes 342 amino acids. The transcript has 7 exons. Gene Ontology annotation, cellular component: membrane. Gene Ontology annotation, molecular function: protein binding; cytokine receptor activity.
CCUGGUCUUGCUCAUCUCGGCCUCCAGUUCUGGGUAGCGCGCCACUGCCCCCAGCCAUGCUGACACACCGAGGGACAGCCCUGGCCUUUGCACUGGGUCUUCCCCUCCGUGGUCGCGCGCUCUUCUGCAGAAGCAGAGGGGAAGCUGUGGCCACCGGGGGGGCAGCAGCAGCCUGGAUGUGCAGCCAGCUCCUGCUCCCCCAGGAUGGGACAGGGCGUAGGUGCCUCCCUCCUUCCGCAUUCCCGGGGUCCCCCGUUCCUGCUUUGGGGUCCCCUCCGGCUUUCCAGCAAGUUUCACUUCUCUUGUGGCACCACGGCCAAGAGCUGAGCUUCUGCUUGGGGGGCCAGGGGUCCUAGCGCUGGUGUUGCAGCCCCUGCCCCAGGAUGGACCCCUUGGCAGGGGCACUGGGCUGCUCCAUCUCAUCAGCUGCCCCCCGCCCCCUUUCCCCCCUCGUCCCUACCCGCAGCCCACCCACGCACGGGGGGCUUUGCUAUUCCCAGCAAUGGGCCCGGUGGCUGCGCCACCCCAUCCCUGCCGCAGCACCUCGAAAGUCGGGCAGAAAGGUGAGGGCUGGGCCUCCCCGCAGCCUCUGUGGAGCCCAAACUUCCCCUUCGCUUUCUAGGAACCUCAGGAAGUACGUGAGCGGCAGCAGCAGGGUGCAGCCCGAGCCUCCCUGGCCUGCCUAUGGGGUGGGGGGGCUGCUCCCUCCCCUCCCCCAGGGCGGGUGCCCAGCGUGGGUGCAGGGGCUGUGCCCUGCCCAGCUGAGCAGUCCUGGUGCUCACAGGGAUGGUGGCUGUGGCUGCCUCUGUCUCUGUGUCCAUGUCCCAGCACAGCAUGCCAAGGGACAAGUGGCCAGGGCAGCUGCAUGGCCCGGGAAGGGGUGAGACAGCCCAUGCCUGGGUGGGUGCUGCACCCCGAGCACCUGCAGGGACCCGCUCCUCUCCCCAGGCACCUGCAACAGCCCAACCAGCCACGGCCAAGCGCUGGGCCUGCCCCUCUCUGGACCCCCGGGACAGGUGCUGCUGGGCCUCAGUGGUCCCUUCCCCACUCAGCUUUGUGCGGCACGUGGUGAUGUGCAAACCGUCAACCAGUCCUGGGGCUCAGGACCGCUCUGCAGGAGCUGGGAGCACCCCAGGCUCCAGCACUGUCCCACAUGCCCGUUCACCCAGCGGCUCCUGGGAAGGGACCCGUCCUCACUGCCCCGGCAAUGCCCACCAUCAGGGCAGGGCAGCAGGUUCCCGGUGCCCCCUGGCCUGGGAAGUACCCGUGGUGAGUCCCAGCAAGGCUGGGUGGGCUGGGGGCUGAGCACAGGUCCCGGCUUGCAGCUCCACCCAGCGCAGCUUUCUCCGCUUCUGAGAACUGUGAUGCUUCUGUGGUUUGGCUUCACCUUGGGACAGUCCCGUGGGGUCCCAGCUCAGUAUAUACCCAGCCACCCACCGGCACCCAGCCCAUGCCAAGCCCACUGGAGCAGCACAGACCACAGCAGCAAGAUGCUGGUGCUGGUGGGGCUGAUGCUGUACCUUGCUCCGGCGGAUGCCCUGACUGCCUUCCCCCCAAAGUUUCAGGUAGGGGAACUGAAUGGGGAUGUGGUGGUGAGAUGCAACACAUCGGUGCAGCAAGUGACCUGGACGCAGAACGGGGAGCCAGAUCCCAUGGUCGAGCUGGUGACAGAGGGACAGAAUCUCACCAUCAUCGGCUUGGACCUGCCAGCCACAGGCAACUACAGCUGCUGGGCCAACACCAUCCUGCUGGACUCCACCUACGUGGUGGUCAGCAGCACCCCCCUGCCAGGCAAGGAGGGGAUUAAUGUCUCCUGCCAGGCUGAGUCCUACCAUGGCUCCUUCCGCUGCUCCUGGACCGGCCCCCACUCCGCUGUCUUCCACGCCCGCCUCACACGCAGUGAUGGCUCCUUGGGGGAAUGGGUGCCAGCUACCGGCCACCAUGGCCAGUUCAGCGCCAGCUUUGUGGAUCCCUCCUUCUGCCCCUUUGGUGAGGAGCUGCAUCCGCUGCAGCUGCAGCUGGAGGGGCUCUCAGACACUUCCUACCUCAACUUCUCCAUCCACUUCUUCAUCCGUGACAUCGUGCGGCCCGACCCACCGCAGAAGCUGACCGUGCAGCGACAGGGGGAGCAGCUCCACCUGGCCUGGGCCCCCCCGGCCUCCUGGCUGCUCCCCAAAUCCUACUUCACCCUGUUCUACCGGCUGCAGUACGAGCUCCCCAAUGGCACCCAGGUUGACAAGGAUGUGGAGGAUGCGGAGGAGACAUGGCUGCAGGUGUGCACACGGCGGGUGCGCAUCAGUUGCCAGGACCCCUAUGCCAGCCACGCCUGGAGCCCCUGGAGCCCCUGGCAGGACAUCGAUGGAGCUCAGCAGUGCCAGCUCCAAGCACAUUGAUCCCACACAUGGACACCCUUGCACCCAUCCCCUGCCCUGCUGCACCUCCGUGUGCACAGGGACACCCAGGGCUGCAGGGCACCCCACCAGUUUGGCAGCCAUUGGCAUCCAACACCAACCUUCCCAUUCUCUUGUACAGCUGGAAGAGGCUUUUUACCUCUGUUAAAGAGCUGGG